AAAAUUUUUUUAAAAAAAGAAAUACUUAAAAUAAAAUAAAAUACUCCUACCUGAUUUGGGAGUUCUAUCCUCUCUUCUCCUCUCCUUCCCCUUUUCGUUUUCUCCCAGACAUAAACCCAAACAUAUCGCCGUAUUUUCUCCGAACUUCCAUUUUUUUGUUUAUCGCAAACCAUUUUUUUCUCGAUCUGCAUCUUCCAAUUUUGAUUUUCAGUAAAAAAAUUAGUUUCCUUUUACAUUUGAUUUUACAUAUCAGGUCAAUGUAGCUUGAUUUGAUCUCCCUAAAAAAAUUUGAAGGAAAUUAGGGUUUUCUAUUUUCGCCCCUAAAUUCGCGACUAGCUGUUUCUUUUUUUGUCAAAACAAUCAAAGGAUGUGAUUUUUUUGUUCCGUAUUUGACUUGUUUUACGAUUUUUUUAUUCUUCUUCUCGAUUUUGUUUUCAAUCUUGAGUUUUAGUGUCAAGCUGGUAAAUCUGCUGGGUUUGAUUUUGUGCAUAGAAGAAAGGGAGAGCACAAAUCUAUUUAGGUAAAUUUAGAAAUUUUAGAGCUUCUGAGGGUUUGAAGAAGAAAAAAUGGAAAAAACAAAGAUUGACCAUAUGGUUGGUGGCAAGUUUAAGCUUGGCAGGAAGAUUGGCAGUGGAUCUUUUGGAGAGCUAUUUCUGGGUGUAAAUGUGCAAACUGGAGAGGAAGUUGCUGUUAAACUGGAAUCUGUAAAGACCAAGCAUCCACAGCUUCAUUAUGAGUCAAAGUUGUAUAUGCUUCUUCAAGGAGGCACUGGAAUUCCCCAUCUCAAGUGGUUUGGAGUUGAGGCCGAGUACAAUGUCAUGGUCAUUGACCUUCUUGGGCCAAGUUUGGAAGACUUAUUCAACUACUGCAACAGGAAAUUCACAUUGAAAACAGUACUGAUGCUUGCAGAUCAAUUAAUUAACAGAGUUGAAUAUAUGCAUUCUAGAGGUUUCCUGCACCGUGAUAUAAAGCCUGACAACUUUUUGAUGGGCCUCGGCCGCAAAGCAAAUCAGGUAUAUGCCAUCGAUUUUGGUCUUGCAAAGAAGUAUAGAGAUCUUCAGACUCACAAGCACAUUCCAUACAGGGAGAACAAGAACCUUACAGGCACCGCACGGUAUGCAAGUGUCAAUACUCACCUCGGAGUUGAACAAAGCAGACGGGAUGAUUUGGAAUCUCUUGGUUAUGUGCUUAUGUAUUUCUUAAGGGGCAGUCUUCCUUGGCAAGGACUAAAGGCUGGCACAAAGAAGCAAAAAUAUGAUAAGAUCAGCGAGAAGAAAGUUUCAACUCCUAUUGAGGUGCUUUGUAAGUCGUACCCCUCUGAAUUUGUAUCAUACUUCCACUACUGCCGAUCACUGCGGUUUGAAGACAAACCAGACUAUUCAUAUUUGAAGAGGCUGUUUCGUGAUUUAUUUAUUCGAGAAGGUUAUCAGUUUGACUAUGUCUUUGACUGGACUGUUUUGAAGUACCCUCAGAUUGGUGCCAGCUCUAGAGGACGGCAUUCUAGCGGGAAACCAGGUCAUGCUGGACCAUCCGCUGAAAGACCAGCAGAAAGGGUCUCGGUUGGAAAAGAGAUUCGGGAAAGAUUCUCAGGUGCAGUUGAAGCAUUUUCCACCAAAAGAGUCUCUGGCUCUAGUCAACAUGAUAAUUCCAGAAACAAGGGCUUGGAUAAUACCUUUUCAUUUCAGCCACCUGAGCCAGAAAAAGGGCGCAAUUCAUCUCGUUAUGGCAGCAACUCAAGAAAAGCUGUUAUCUCAAAUGGCAGGCCAAGUUCAUCUGGAGAACCUACUGAAGGUCGCUCUGGCAGAUUACUCUCAAGUGGUGGCCGUCUGACUUCAGCUCAAAGAAUUCAACCAGGUUAUGAGCUCAAAUCAUCCCAGACACGUCCUGCAGCUGCUAGAGGCACUCAUGAGGACACUUUCCGGAGCUUUGAGUUCCUCUCAAUCAGGAAGUGACGCAGGGUUGAUUUAGUAAGAAAAUAAUAUGCGCACAUAUCUAAUAGAUACUUGAUUUUUCAUGGGAAGAAAUCCUUGAAUUUAUAAUCCCUCGUGUAUGGGAAAUUAUCAGAUGAUUACCGCAAUGAGAGACCACCGUCAAAUGUUGAUAGAACAUUUCCUGUAUUUUUUACCUUUCUUCGUUCAUCCUUGCCCCUGGAAAUGUUUCUGACGGUUGCAACAUGUUUUAGACGCAUCCGAGAAGAAACAAAUGUAUCGGAAUUCUCUUACAUAAUAUGGAACUUGAGUUGUACUAA
Populus nigra (black poplar) is the source of this 2248-nucleotide messenger RNA. RefSeq names its product casein kinase 1-like protein 6. Gene Ontology annotation, cellular component: cytoplasm; nucleus. The record is from RefSeq and is a predicted model, not a curated record. The coding region runs from base 567 to 1952 and encodes 461 amino acids. Gene Ontology annotation, molecular function: protein serine/threonine kinase activity; ATP binding. The transcript has 14 exons. NCBI's taxonomy places the organism in Eukaryota, Viridiplantae, Streptophyta, Magnoliopsida, Malpighiales, Salicaceae. Gene Ontology annotation, biological process: peptidyl-serine phosphorylation; signal transduction; endocytosis.